Myiozetetes cayanensis is the source of this 2448-nucleotide messenger RNA. Its product is annotated as cytosolic phospholipase A2 epsilon-like. The record is from RefSeq and is a predicted model, not a curated record. Gene Ontology annotation, cellular component: cytosol. Bases 94 to 2448 code for a protein of 784 amino acids. Gene Ontology annotation, molecular function: calcium ion binding; calcium-dependent phospholipid binding. NCBI's taxonomy places the organism in Eukaryota, Metazoa, Chordata, Aves, Passeriformes, Tyrannidae. Gene Ontology annotation, biological process: glycerophospholipid catabolic process. The transcript is spliced from 20 exons.
CAAGAAAAGAAAGACGAAACUACUGUGCCAGACAAAGGUGAUUUCAAGAUAGAAUCCUCUCCCUGCUACCUGUUGACCGUAAGGAUCAUCCGGAUGAGAAAUCUCCAGCGAGUGGAUGCCUUAAGCCAGGCUGAUUGCUACGUCUCAUUGUGGCUGCCAACUGCGACAUGUGAAAAGUCACGCACUAAAACUGUGAGAAACUCCAACAAUCCAGUGUGGAAUGAAACCUUCUACUUCCGAAUCCAGAGUCAGGUCAAGAAUGUGCUGGAGCUGACAGUGUAUGAUGAGGAUUUUGCUACUCCUGAUGACCAUCUCCUCUGUGCAAUCUUUGAUACUGCUAAACUUCCAAUUGAAAGAACAGUGGUCCUGUACUUUAAGCCUAGCCCAAAUGCCAAGGAGGAGCUAGAGGUUGAAUUCAAGCUGGAGUCUGCUUCUGGUCCUCAUGAAAUGAUUGCUACCAACGGAGUGCUGGUGUGUCGUGAACUUUGCUGCUUGGAAGUUGAAGUGGCAGAGAAGAUGAAGCAAAAAUCAAAGAAAGAACUUUCCCUCACUGUGAAGGGCUCCUUUGAGGGGACACAGGAUAUCACGCUGGGCCCCAACGGAGUGGUCAGCCCAUCAUGUCCCACCAAGUUCCACUACAUCAAGUACGCGGAGCCAACACUGGAUGUCAUGUUGCCAAAGAAGAGGCGCUACCACCCUUUGUCCUGUAAGUUCAGUACAGACACGGGCUCCCCAGUCGUGAUGCUGAAUUCACUGCCCAUGGGAAGGAAAACAACCAUUGCAGAGGAGAAAAGAUUUGACUUAAAUGUGACAGCACAAACCUGUAAUUGUUCUUGCCACCAAGACCUGGACAUGCGCUUUGGGUUCGACUUAUGUUCAGAAGAAAAGGCUUUCCUGGGGAAAAGAAAGAGAUAUGUAGCAAGUGCCCUCAAAACUGUUUUUCAUCUACCACAGGAACUGCAGGAUCAAGAGGUCCCCGUUGUGGCUAUCAUCACGACAGGUGGAGGACUGAAGUCAAUGACAGGACUGUAUGGCAGCCUCAUGGGACUCAAGAAAUUAAAUCUCCUGGACUGCAUAACAUACAUCAGUGGGCUGUCCGGCACCACAUGGACCAUGGCCAACUUAUACAGAGAUGCCUACUGGUCACAGAAAGACCUGGACUCGCAUAUUGGUGAAGCCCAGAAACAAGCAACGAAAUGCAAGAUGGGCUGUUUCUCUAUGGAUCGCAUGAAGUACUACAACAAGCAGCUUUGUCAGCGGAAAGAAGAGGGAUACAGGACAUCAUUUAUAGAUCUUUGGGGUCUCAUGAUUGAGUACUUGCUAAAUGAUGGGAAAGACCCUCACAAACUUUCAGAGCAGCAAGAAGCACUCUGUGAUGGCCAGAACCCACUGCCCAUCUAUGUGGCAGUCAGCGUCCGGGACAGUUACAGCACCAAUGAUUUCAAAGAGUGGGUGGAGUUCACCCCCUACGAGGUGGGACUUCUGAAGUACGGCGCAUUCGUUCGCACAGAGAAUUUUGGAAGCGAGUUCUUCAUGGGACGCUUGUUAAAAAAGCUCCCUGAAUCCCGCAUCUGCUACCUUCAAGGUAUGUGGAGCAGUAUAUUUUCUGUGAACCUCUUACAAAUAUGGGGACUUUCCCACAGUUCAGAGGACUUCUGGAAGAGGUGGACACAAGACAGAAUAGAAGAAGUUGAUGAAGACCCCGUGUUGCCCACAAGGCCCCAUGAGCUGAGGACUCGCAUGUACACUCCUCCUGGCCCCUUGUCCAGUGCCCUACGGGGAGCGUUGACUGAUCGUUUCUCUGUCGCCCAGCACCACAAUUUCCUGAAGGGCUACCAGCUGCAUAACAACUACAUGGAGAAUGAGCACUUUUGUCAAUGGAAAGACACUGUGUUAGACUCACGUCCCAACCAGCUGGUGCAAAAUCCUGAUCAACUAGGCAUGAUAGAUGCUGGGUUUUUCAUCAAUACCAGCAGUGCACCACUUUUAAGGCCACAGAGGGAAGUGGAUGUCAUCAUAUAUCUAAGUUAUACGACUGGAUCACAUACAUCGCCUCUAGAUAAGGCAUGUAAAUACUACUCGGAGCAGAAAAUCCCAUUCCCCAAAAUUUCUUUCACUGACGAAGAAAAGAAAAAUCUGAAGGAGUGCUACCUCUUCCAUGAUUCAGAUUUGCCAGGAUGUCCAAUUGUGAUUUUUCUUCCCCUUGUGAAUGAUACUUUCCAAGAGUACAAAGCACCUGGAGUCAAGCGCUGUUGCUCAGAGAUGGAGGGAGGACAACUUGAUUUGACCAGCUGCUCUUCCCCCUACUGCAUGUUCUCGGUCAGGUACACGGAUGAAAAUUACCGCAAGCUGCUGAAUCUCAGCGAAUACAACAUCCUGAACAACUCUGACAUGAUUAUGCAGGCCUUGCAGAUAGCAAUGCAAAGGAGAAGGCAGAAGAUGUGCUGA